AUGCCCAAGGGCAGUACUUUGCCAGCGGAAGACGUUGCACCUAAGAAGCAUGCCGCGUGUGAUGAGUGCCUGUUAACAGUGUUAUGCACUGCAGGUACCCGCAAGUUGAAAUGCUCAGGCGAGCAGGCUGGCUGUCGACGAUGUGUCAAACAGGGCCUUGCAUGUCACUAUUCCAUACAGAAACAAAUGGGCCGUCCCCCCAAAAAACGAAGAAUGGAGGGUGAUGAUGGUCUUGAGAAACCAGAAACUCCUCCGAUUGACAUACUCACGGAGGUAGAGAAGGACUGGUCAACAGAUAACGUAACUGCGGAUGCUGUCCAUUUGAUUCCACAAUUGUAUCUGGGCGACAUGUCCCGUCAUAACAACACCCAGCCCCUCACUCCAGCUGCAUCAGCUCACCGCUUGAAACCGAUUGCCGCAACGGCUGGUCCCUGGCCCGACUUUGCAACGACGUCGGCCUCUGCUGCAAUGCUGUCGGUGAGCUCUGGACUCUCGGGUGUGUCAUACGAUGGGUCAUCAUCCUCUGGAGCUUCGGAGCACCCUCCGCAAUGCCCCUGUUUGUCCUAUCUAUAUCUCUGUUUGAGCACAAUUUCAAGUCUAAAUUCAUUUUCUAUCAAUUUCGAAACUAUCAAUUCUCUAUGUACGGCGGCCCGGACCGCACAGUCUGUUAUCCGCUGCGAAAUAUGCCCAUUAAACUUUGCCACGGGUGUCCAAAACGUGAUGAUGCUGGGAACCCUUUUGAGCGUUAUGGCGGACGCUUGGUACAAGAUAGCGCAGGUUGAUGCAGGCACGCUGGGAAGAGAAAUCACCUCGCCCGAAUUCCAAGAACUCAUCAUCAGCAACGAUCAAGACACCAAGGAAACAUGGCAGAUAUGGCUUCGACAGGUGCUUCGACGCGCAAUCAUUGGAGUCCCCAUCCAUAUUAAUCUGUGUCAACAAACUGUUGCUUGCACGAAAACACCAGACCUCCUUUCUCUCAUUCGGGAAAUGGAGGCCCGUCAACGAAAAUGGCAUGCCGAAGGAAUUUCACAAUUUUCUACCUCCUCCAAGGCCCCCUUUUCAUCUGAUGGUACACCAUCGUCAUUCUUAUCGUCAGACGUUAUGGGCAUAUCUCCGGGCUCCACUCCAAAUUCCGCCUCAAGCGGUUCAGUUGAAAGGUUAUCGCCUGACGAGGUUGAAAAGCAACAAGAUGUUGCGGAGCGCGAAUACCUCUGUUUGAAGAUUGUCGGCGCUGCGAAGCAUGUUAUCCACAAGUUUGGUUUUCUCCCUUCGGAGUAUCCAGUGGGUGUGGAUCCCAUAUAA
Messenger RNA from Talaromyces atroroseus, 1302 nucleotides. RefSeq lists its product as hypothetical. Lineage: Eukaryota; Fungi; Ascomycota; Eurotiomycetes; Eurotiales; Trichocomaceae. Bases 1 to 1302 code for a protein of 433 amino acids. The record is from RefSeq and is a predicted model, not a curated record. Gene Ontology annotation, biological process: regulation of DNA-templated transcription. The transcript has 2 exons. Gene Ontology annotation, molecular function: DNA-binding transcription factor activity, RNA polymerase II-specific; zinc ion binding.